UUUUCACAUUAAACGAUCAUUUUAAGGGCGAACCAAUCAAACUGCAAAUUUAUACAAAUUGAUACUAAACGGGUUAUAUUAAUUUUAUAACAAAAAUUAAGUGUGUAAAUAAGUUUCAACGGAGUCGUAAUUAAACCUAAUUGGGUAUAAUAUAGCGCUAAUUAUUUUGUAUUAAGGCGGGUUUUCGCUGGUAUUUUGUCCUUUUUGACGUUACUUGUGAGUGUUCGAGGAAUUUUUUGAGAUAGUGAUUGACUGGUUAAGAUGUUUUUUGGUUUUCUGUGUUGGGGUUCGGGAAUCGGACAGUAAUUUGAUGGUUGAAGUGUUGUAGUGUAGGUUAAAGUGUUGGUUGCGGAUAUUGACAGUGGUUUGCGGUGGAUUGUCGGUGAAGAUGUCGGCAUAGGGGGCGGCCAAGGCUGGCCUUUUGAGGCCAUGCUUAACAACCUCACGGCGACAGCUUUAGGAGGUGGCAUCCACCAACAGCACAGUGGGGGGCACAUGGCGACGGUGCCGGUCAGCAUGUCCUCCUCGGCGUCAGACAGCGACAAGCCGACCAAGCAAAAGAGGCAUCGGACUAGGUUCACACCAGCACAACUGAACGAGCUAGAGAGAUGUUUCUCGAAGACCCACUACCCUGAUAUCUUUAUGCGGGAGGAGAUCGCAAUGAGGAUCGGGCUCACGGAGAGCCGAGUACAGGUCUGGUUCCAGAACCGCCGGGCGAAGUGGAAAAAGCGCAAGAAGAGCACCAACGUGUUCCGAUCUCCAGGGGCGCUCCUGCCCUCCCACGGACUCCCGCCCUUCGGGACUGGAGACGUCUGCAGUCCGGGGGUGUUCGCUGACCGGCCCUGGUCCAUGCCUGCAGGUCUCGGCCAGCUAUCCCAGGGUGGUGUGUCUAUGGGGGGCUUCGGAGCGGGCACGCUGCCCCAACUAGCGGCUGAUCUUAACCCAUCGCUUCCCAUCAGUUCUGUGGCCUCUGGGCAGCCAUACCAAGGCCACUACCCGCUGAAUUCGCUGGGUGAUACAAUGAUGUCGUACUGCAACAACAUCAGUGGUGGUCAGCAGGCUGGCGGACCGCUAGAGGGCUCUCCCACUCCUCCUCACAUGCACUGCGCCAACAACAACGCGUCGCCUACAGCUUCAGGUAAUGGAGGCGAACCAGCUGAAGAAGAAGUAUGGCGUGGCCACAGCAUCGCUGCGCUCAGACGCCGAGCAUCGGAGCUCUCCGCGGCCAUACCACCGUAUCUCCAACUAAACUACGACGCACACAGCCCGGUGUACUGACCGUGUGACUUUCGAUCGAGCGGCGUUCGAUCGAGCGAUUUCCUCGUUCAACCGGACGACGGACAACGAGACAUCGACAGAGUUGCUAUCCGUCACUGUUUGAAUGAUUUUUCAAACAGACCGGUUUAUUAAAGUUUUUGUUUUCGGAUUUAUAUUAAUAAAUCUGAGGUAUAAGUAAAGAUGCUGGAUUGUUUUAUGACACAUACAGAACAGUUUCUGAACACAAAAACAAUACUUUACUUAUAAUAAUAUAAAAAUAUUGAAUAAUCGAUUCAGUAGUUGAAGUAUGCAUGAAAUGCCCAAAAAUAAUACCCGUGUUGCGUUACAUUGGAAGUAACAUUUUCAGAACGGUUUAGAACUUAAUGAAAUAUUGUGAUACGGCUUUGGUAAUCCUAAUCUCUAAAACUCAGACUAUCGAUGUAUACGAUCUAUCAAUUUAUAUUGGAAUGUAACAGUUUAUUAGCACUUACCUACUCGUAUCUUACAAAUCUUUAUUAAACAAAGACGUGUUCAAAUAAUUGUGUAAAAUACAAUCCCAAUCUUAAAGGAUUGUAUUUAGGGACAAUAUUUGCAAUGAAUUCUUCGAAGAACAAGGAAGAAAGUCCGA
This is a messenger RNA of Ostrinia nubilalis (European corn borer), 1885 nucleotides long. RefSeq names its product homeobox protein orthopedia-like. The transcript has 7 exons. Lineage: Eukaryota; Metazoa; Arthropoda; Insecta; Lepidoptera; Crambidae. Gene Ontology annotation, molecular function: DNA-binding transcription factor activity, RNA polymerase II-specific; DNA binding. The record is from RefSeq and is a predicted model, not a curated record. The coding region runs from base 430 to 1278 and encodes 282 amino acids. Gene Ontology annotation, biological process: regulation of DNA-templated transcription; neuron differentiation.